Messenger RNA from Salmo salar (Atlantic salmon), 861 nucleotides. NCBI's taxonomy places the organism in Eukaryota, Metazoa, Chordata, Actinopteri, Salmoniformes, Salmonidae. The record is from RefSeq and is a predicted model, not a curated record.
GCAUGUGACAAAUGAAAUUGUAUUUUAUUUGGUCAGUACCUAGUGAACUUAAUAUUCUGUAUUUUGUCAUAUGGUUCCCUGACAGGUUCAAUAAGAACGGCAUCGAUCUGAACAGGAACUUCCCAGAUGCCUUCUCUAAGAAGGAGAGUGGAAUGAGAGAGAUGGAGGUGAGAGCCAUUAUGGACUGGCUGAAGACUGAGAGCUUCGUCCUGUCAGCCAACCUGCACGGUGGGGCUGUGGUGGCCAGCUACCCCUACGACAACAGCAAUGGAGGUAGUGAGCUGCAGAGUGGAUCCAGUGUUGCCCCUGACAACGACGUGUUGAUCCAGCUGGCUAAGACCUACUCCUACACCCACAGCAAGAUGCACAAGGGAGACCACUGUUACGACUCCAAGGACUUUAAGGAGGGCAUCACCAACGGUUACUACUGGUACCCUCUACCAGGAGGGAUGCAGGACUAUAACUACGUGUGGGGCCAGUGUCUAGAGAUCACCUUGGAGCUAUCCUGUUGUAAAUUCCCUCCAGAGAGUGAUCUGCCUGGGCUCUGGGAUGCCAACCGGGCCGCGCUGCUGGCAUACAUGCAACAGGUCCAUCUGGGUGUGAAAGGGCAGGUGUUGGACGCGGAGGGAAACCCAUUACAGAAUGCUUUGGUGGAGGUGGAGGGGAGACGGAACCUCUGUCCCUUCAGAACGGACCUCCAUGGAGAGUACUACAGACUGCUGUUGCCAGGCAACUACACCUUUAUGGUGAGACAGCACCCUCUGGUGGUAGUAUUGAUACUUUAGGAUUGUUUAUUCAAAUGGCACCCUAUUCCCAAUGUAGUGCACUACUUUUGACCAGAGCCCUAUUCCACUAUAUAGG